GAGUAAUAGGCUUAUCCACAAUCUCAUCGCCUCUCGUGGGUAUCAUUCGAAACAAAUCCAUAUUUCCUUAUUGCUCGAAAGUUGAUGGGAAGAUUACCUCACUAUUCCCUGAGUUCGCUAUCCAUUCGGCCUUCAUUUUAAAAUUCAUUUCUCAAUUUUGGCAAUGGCAGCGCCCAUCUGCUGCCCCUCCAUUGCAGCACCGAAAUGGGCUUCCACCGCUGCAUCGAAUUGUAGGCUUCACCGUAGGAAUCUAUUCACAAACGAAUUUAAUAAGAGCUUAUCCAAAUUCAGGCUAUCUAAUUGCACGAGCAGCACCAAAGGUUCUGCGUCGACUUUUUUCUAUCAUGGCAUCUCCGUUAGGUGUUCUGGAACUUCACCUAUAAAUCCCCAGAGGACAUGGUUUUCCUGGAAAAAUUGUGCUCUGUGCAUUGCCUUGGCAGCAACAAUUGCCACAAUACAGCCCUCUGUUACACCUGCUUCUUCAUUUGAAUCUGGGCCUGUAAUACAGGAUCUCUCUGUGUUGAUCUCCGGGCCUCCAAUUAAGGACCCAAAAGCUCUGCUGAGAUAUGCACUGCCAAUUGAUAACAAACCCAUCAGAGAGGUACAGAAGUCACUUGAAGAUAUCACAGAAAAUCUCAAGGUUCCAGGAGCUAGGGCAUUGGAUUCUGUGGAGAGGAAUAUAAGGCAAGCAUCCCGUAUUUUCAACCAAAGUAAACCAGCCAUUCUAGCAGGCAUUGCAGAAUUGAAGAAAGAUCAUGGACAAGAAUUGCUGGACAAGAUAACUGCUGGCUUACAAGAUUUUCAAAAGAUUGUGGAAGCACGAGAGAGAGAUCUUGUUGCACCAAAACAACAAGAGCUCCUUGAUUUGGUUGGAGGUGUUGAAGAAGAUAUGGUGGAUGGCUUCCCAUUUGAAGUGCCCGAUGAGUACUCCAGCAAGCCUCUUCUAAAGGGGAGGGCGACUGUGGAAAUGAAAGUAAAGGUCAAAGACAAUCCCAGUCUUGAAGAUGUCAUCUUUCGGCUGGUUCUUGAUGGAUACAAUGCCCCAGUUACAGCAGGAAAUUUUGCAGACCUGGUAGAGAGACACUUCUAUGAUGGCAUGGAAAUUCAAAGAGCUGAUGGAUUUGUAGUCCAAAUGGGUGAUCCUGAAGGGCCAGCAGAAGGCUUUGUGGAUCCCAGUACAGGAAAUGUUCGUAAAAUCCCCCUAGAAAUAAUGGUGGAUGGUGACAAAUCACCUAUAUAUGGUGCUACAUUAGAGGAGCUUGGACGGUACAAAGCUCGGACAAAGCUUCCAUUCAAUGCUUUUGGUACAAUGGCAAUGGCCCGAGAUGAAUUUGAUGAUGAUUCUGCGUCAAGUCAAAUAUUUUGGCUUCUCAAAGAAAGUGAACUUACACCUAGUGAUGCAAAUAUCUUAGAUGGAAGGUAUGCAGUCUUUGGAUAUGUGACUGAGAACCAAGAUUACCUUGCAGAUCUAAAAGUUGGAGAUGUGAUUGAAUCAGCACGGGUUGUAUCAGGCAUUGAUAACCUUGCCAAUCCGAGCUAUAAAAUUGCUGUCUGAUCCAAAAAUGACACUUUUGUUUACAAAUUUUAGUCAAAUUUUGAAUGAUUCAUUUCAUAAUUGAUUACCCAUCUCAAACUAUGCACACCACUUUAUUUGUCCAGUCUUACUGAGGCUGGUGAUUGAACAGGUAGGCAUUUCCUGUUGAGUUCAAUAUGGAUAACAAUUUCAAAUGAUUUAAAACAUUUCCCGGGAAUAUUAUACCAGUGCCAUCCAAGUGCAUUACAUCUCUAAACAGACGCCCAGGAGUUAUUGUAUUUCCUUUCAUAGAAAGGAAAACUUUUAUAUCGUUGCACCAUGAAGAACAUUGGUUGUAUGGGUUAGUCUAGGUAGAGAAGCCUUUAUGGGCAUUCGUAGCUAUUGCCAUUGAAUCUAGCUAUCACUUCUUGUCUUGCAGCAUAAAAUGUCUUCGUAGAUUCUUCGUGCAAGGGAUCACUCCAUUCGUUAAAUGAAUAAGGUUUUUGGAUCUGGA
Molecule: messenger RNA, 2027 nt
Organism: Cryptomeria japonica (Japanese cedar)
Lineage: Eukaryota; Viridiplantae; Streptophyta; Pinopsida; Cupressales; Cupressaceae
Product: peptidyl-prolyl cis-trans isomerase CYP38, chloroplastic
Exons: 7
Coding region: 164-1555 (463 amino acids)
Biological process (GO): protein peptidyl-prolyl isomerization
Molecular function (GO): peptidyl-prolyl cis-trans isomerase activity
Source: RefSeq, a predicted model, not a curated record